Schizosaccharomyces octosporus yFS286 is the source of this 2489-nucleotide messenger RNA. Its product is annotated as origin recognition complex subunit Orc1. The transcript is spliced from 2 exons. Gene Ontology annotation, cellular component: nuclear origin of replication recognition complex. Gene Ontology annotation, molecular function: chromatin binding; ATP hydrolysis activity; ATP binding. Gene Ontology annotation, biological process: DNA replication initiation; mitotic DNA replication checkpoint signaling. Bases 139 to 2277 code for a protein of 712 amino acids. Lineage: Eukaryota; Fungi; Ascomycota; Schizosaccharomycetes; Schizosaccharomycetales; Schizosaccharomycetaceae. The record is from RefSeq and is a predicted model, not a curated record.
AAAAGAUCUAAAGAAUGCUUAAUUUCAUGUAAACGGUGUGCAUGUCUGUCAUCUUCACUAUUUGCUAUACGAACGAUACUCACUCGAGUAAGUUCAUUUCCGUAUAUAAACACGAUCAUUGAAGCAAAGUAUUGAAAUAUGGGUCGUAGAAAGUCGUUAAGAAGCCAAAUUUUAAUUCGUCAUUUACCUCAAGAAGAAGCUGACUCUAAUGAUGAAUCAGAUAGCAGCGACAUUGAUGAAGAACAGACACAUGGUAUAUGGACUGAGAAACCAUUUCAAACUGAGGCAGGACGAUCUUAUUACCGGAAAUUACAAAAAGAUGGAAUUAUUUAUCGAUUAGGAGAUGACAUUACUGUAAAUGAUGGUGAUUCUAGCUUUUAUGUUGGUGUUAUUACAGAGUUAUAUGACAAAGCGACCACUAAACAUUCAGGAGAGAAGUACUAUGAAGCUAUCUGGUAUAGCAGAGCAGUCGCAAAACGCAUGGAAAUUAAACCAGAGUAUCUGUUACCAGACCGGCAUGUGAAUGAAGUUUACCUGUCGUGCGGACGAGAUGAAAAUCCGACGUCGAGCAUUAUAGAGCAUUGCAAUAUUUACUCUAAAGAAGAGUUCUUUAAAAGAUUUCCACAAGGAAUUCCACCGAAAAAAAAGGACGACUUUGCUCGGAAUUUCUUUGUCGAUAGAGGAGUUCAUUUGAAGGUAAACAAGUAUACCGAACCCCUCAAUUGGUCCGAAUAUUCUCAUAACUUAGAUAAAAUAGAAGACUUGCUUGUUGAGAUGGAAGAAACUCUUAGAUUACCAAAGAAGAAGACGAACGCAAGAGGAAGAGGUAGGGGUCGUCCAAAGAAAAGAUCUGAAGAAAAAAAUUUAGAAGAUAAUGAUGACUUUGAUUUAAUGAAGGAAGAAGAAGAAACUCAAUCUUCUGAUGAUGCUGCCUCCAUAAUACCUUCGUCUGAAGAGGAGUAUGAAGCACCCAGAACUCCAAGACGAAGAAUUAAGCGGCCUAGAACCGCACCAGGUAGUGCCAUGUCUACACCAAGAAGAACUGGCUACAAACAACCUUUACAAAUUACCCCCCUUCCAGUACGAAUGUUGUCCAUGAAAGAAUUCCAAAACUCCCCUCAUCGAAAAGCGAGAGCUAUGCUACAUGUUUCAGCAAUCCCUAACACUCUUCAAUGUAGAGAUAAUGAAUUUACUACCAUCUUUACUAAUCUGGAAAGUGCAAUUGAAGAAGAAACCGGUGGAUGUUUAUACAUAUCUGGAACGCCAGGAACUGGAAAAACUGCUACUGUACAUGAGGUUGUAUGGAACUUACAAGAAAUGGCCAGAGAAGGGCAGCUAGCAGAAUUCACAUUCUGUGAGAUAAACGGAAUGAAGGUCACAAAUGCAAAUCAAGCAUAUUCAUCAUUAUGGGAAUCUCUAACUGGCGAACGGGUAACACCUCUUCAUGCUAUGGAACUAUUAGAUAAUCGUUUUAAUCACCCAUCACCAAAUCGAUGUUCUUGCGUUGUUUUGAUGGAUGAGUUAGAUCAACUGGUAACAAAUAACCAAAAGGUGUUAUAUAACUUUUUUAAUUGGCCUUCUCUUCCUCAUUCACGGCUCAUUGUUAUUGCUGUAGCUAAUACUAUGGAUCUUCCUGAACGAAUUUUGUCGAAUCGCAUAUCCUCCCGUUUAGGUCUUUCAAGAGUGCCGUUCGAACCUUAUACCCAUAAUCAGCUAGAGACUAUUAUAGCUUCCCGUCUGGAGGAAGUAAAAGAUGAAAACCUAUUUUCUUCUGAUGCUAUUCGAUUUGCUGCAAGAAAAGUGGCUGCUGUCAGUGGAGAUGCCCGUCGAGCUCUGGAUAUCUGUCGAAGGUCCUCAGAACUGGCAGAAAGUACAAAUGGGAAAGUCACUCCUAUGUUAAUUCAUCAAGCUAUAACGGAAAUGACUGCUUCUCCGCUCCAACGAGUCUUACGUGAUUUAUCGUUCAUGCAAAAGGUGUUUCUAUGUGCCAUUGUCAAUCGUAUGCGUCGUUCUGGUUUCGCGGAAUCCUACGUCUAUGAAGUGGUUGAAGAAGUAGAUCGUUUGAUAAAAUCCAUGACUACCACAGAUGCAGCCGAGUUUGGUCAACUUUUACAGCGCCGCCCGGAAUUUCACUAUAUUCUAAGCAGCCUAGGUGAAACAGGCAUUUUAUACCUCGAAAAUAAAAGCAGUAGAAAUGCUCGUGUUCGUCUUGCAAUAGCAGACGAUGAGAUAAAGCUUGCUUUCAAUGGAGACACAGAACUUCAAGGUAUAGCAUGACAGUUCAUGCUUGGAUUUUAUUUGUAUAUUACGCAAAGAUGGUUUUAGGUAUUUAUAUAAGGUAAAUGAAUGAGAAGAAUUACUGUUGCAACAAUGGUACUGAGUCAGUACGGAUAAUUUUAUGUUUUAUUAUAUUUGAUAAAUAGAGAUAUGUAUAAAUAUACAUAUACAUAUAUAUUAUUACAACGGAUCCUCUGAGUAUACUAAGUUGC